GGUAGAUGUAAAAAACAUAGCGACCCCUGAACGACUAUCACUCGCUAUCUGAUCGAAAAAGAACAUAAGCAGCAUAUAAUUUUCGCGCGGAGCUGGUGUCCAUAUACUUUUAAAGAGUGUGAUAAGUUAAUUUUCUUAACAAAUAUCGUGUUAAAUAAAGUGAAAAUGCCGCCAAAGAAGCGGGACAAAGAACUGGAGAGCCAAAAAACUCCGCGAAUGGAUCAAAUACAAGCUGACCAUGAGUUGUUUCUCCAAGCCUUUGAAAAACCAACUCAAAUAUAUCGCUUUUUACGUACAAGAAAUCAAAUUUCGCCGGUAUUUUUGUAUCGAAAUUUAUCAUAUAUGAAAGAACGCAUGUCAAGGAGUCACAAAACUCGUUGUGGAUUUAGAGUUAAAUCGAUAUUAGAAAAGUUGAUGUUGAAAAAUAGUGGUCAAAAUCCAGAAGUCCAUGGCUAUAUGACACUUACUUUUCUAGGCUUUUAUGAUAAGAAAAUCGAGGUAUCUCAAGAUCCCGUUAAAGUAGAAACACUAUUAUUAAAAAUAUGUCACAAAAAGCGAAAAGAUGUGACUUCGCCGAUAAUGCAGGUAUCGGUUGGAACAAGUGAAGUUCCAAUCAAUCCAUCGGAGGAUCAUCCUCCACCAAAAGCACCCACUAUUUCCAUACCUAAUGAAUCAUUUAGCUUGGACAACGGCCAUGUUGCAAAAACUUAUAUGCUGCUCUUAAGAGUUUACUGUAUGUCUAAUAAUAACAGCUGCCUUAUCAGUAACUGUGAUUUAGAUACAGAACCAGCUCAAAAACGACGCAAGUCUUCACCAGGAAACUACAAAUGCGGAGAACAAGUAAAACUUUACGGUUCAGAAUUGAUCGUUUACGAUAAGCACAAUCGUUGCCUAUUAACAGACGGUGAUUAUGAAUUGGGUUUACAAGAAGUUCAAACAAACGUUCGAUCAAGUCCUAAGAAACAUAGCUCUUGGGAACCAAUUGUUGAUAUCAAAGAGUCGGGUCCUUUUGAAGUGUUCAGUCUAAGUCCGACAUUAAAAUUUAGACUUAGUUGGACGGUCGAACCAAGCAAUGGCCUCGUCGAUAGACCCACACUUAUUCAUCCGAUACCUAAUGGUGAUAACAAAGAAAAUCGUUCAGAAAACAUAGAUUUAGAUCGAUGUGGUACAAAUAAUAAUAAUAAUAAUAAUAAUAAUAAUAUUAACAAUAAUAAUAAUGAUAAUAGUAGUAAUAUGAGUAGUAAUAAUAAUGCCCUUCAAAAUUCAAAUUCACUAACCCCGUCGAAAAUGUCUUCAUACGAAAAAAUAUCAAAGUCAGAUGGAGCUCAGCAGAUUGUCUACCAAUUUUUGUAUAAUAACAAUAGUCGUCAACAAACUGAGGCAUGCGAGGAUCUACACUGUCCUUGGUGUUCGUUGGACUGCGGCAAGCUUUACUCUUUACUAAAACAUCUUAAACUUUGCCAUUCGCGUUUCACUUUUACAUAUGUGCCAAUAUCACAGGGUGCACGGAUCGAUGUCGCUAUAAAUGAGUGUUAUGACGGUUCUUAUGCAGGAAGUCCUCAUGAACUUAUAUCACAACCUUCUGGUGUUGCAUUUUCACGUACUGGACCUACAAGACGUACAAGUGUAACAAAUAUUUUAGUGUGUAGACCAAAGCGAACUAAACCCAGUCUUUCAGAAUUUCUGGAGCUCGACGAAAAUGAAUUUGAAAGUCAGCGGCCUUAUAUAACUGGUCAUAACAGACUUUAUCACCAUACAGUAACGUGCCUACCAAUUUACCCAAAGGAAAUGGAUAUUGAUUCAGAGGGAGAAAAUGAUCCUAAAUGGUUGCAAACCAAAACUAUGAUGAUGAUCGAUGAUUUCACAGACGUAAACGAGGGCGAAAAAGAAUUGAUGAAAAUGUGGAAUUUGCAUGUUAUGAAAUACGGGUACGUUGGCGAUUGUCAGAUACCUUUAGCCUGUCAAAUGUUUUUGGAAUUCAAAGGAAAAGAAUUACUGAUGAAAAAUUUGUAUCGCAAUUUCGUUCUGCACAUGAGCAGCCUUUUCGAUUUCGGGUUGAUAAGUCCCGUGAUUUUGUAUCAGACUAUUCAGAAACUCCAGGAAAUAAUGAAAGAAGGCGGCGAAGAAGGAGAUGUUAGAAAAAUAUUACGAAAAUCCCAUGAAGCUCAAGUUGAACGUUGGGUUUCUACAGGCAUGUACGCAUCCGAGAAUCAAAAAUCCUCUAACGCGAGCGUCAAAACUCAUUUUAAUAAUGAAGUCUGCAAUUCAAAUGCUAGACGAAAAACUUGCAUGCAACUGGGAUCACCACCGUCUUCACAGGCCGUGAAACCGGUCCACAAUACGGUCAGCAAACAUGCGAGCAUGACCAGCACACCAUCGACAAAAUCCAUCCUAUCAAAUACCAACCCAACGUCCAUCCCGUUUGCGUCAGUGCAGAACACGUUGAAGAAAAUGACAAACGACGUUACUGUAUCUAGUAGCAACGUAACCAAAGUGUCGGAGGUCAAUGGAAGUUCGAACAACUCGAGUCAGAGCGAUCGACAAAGUGAUCCACCGGCUAGGAGGAAAAGUACCAACUCGAUUGUCCUGUCAACGAACAAUAUGGUGCCGUUGCGAAGGAAGUCGAUGGCUAGCGACAGUGCCAACACUGAAUACUAUCGAAGAAAAUUACUUCUUGACGCCAUACCACCCGGAAAUGGUGUCAAUCAAAAAGCGGCUGUCAAUGGUGAUACUUUCUAAGAACAAUGCGGGAUUGUACUUUUCUUUUGUACAGUAUUUGUUACGGAUAAUCACUAUCAAAAUUAUAGUAAUUAUAACUAAUUGAUAGCAUGGUAUUUUUCAUUGUUUUAGUUUUAAGUUUAUUUUCAUAUUUAAUAUCAGCGACACGAAAAAAAUUUUAGGUUUCUUUAUUACAAAUUAAGAUUAGCAGAAUAUCGAUCGUCGUUCUCAGUAAAAAUUACUUGGUUACAUUUUUGCAAAUUAUACUGUGCUAAGCGCAUAAGUGGUAACACUGGGGUAUUCUUGUAAAGAGAUUAUUCUUGUUUGAAAUGCUAUGGGGUCAUAGUUAAGCCGGAUCAUGUUGGCCACCUACAGAAUUGAAAUGAAUAUGGAAACAUUACUAUGGUCAUGGUAAAAUUUACGACGAAUUUUUUUUUUAUGGCAUCCAAAAAUUUAAAGUAUAACUAAAAAUAAAAAUUUUGGUUGCAAUCCGGGCUCUUAAUAAUGAUAUUAAGGUUUGCGUCAAUCAAUUUUUCUAUUUUCCAUUUAAAUAAUACGGGUUAAAAAAAUUUUUGUUUUUAAGGAAUUUUCUAGUUCACAAACCAAUCAACGGAUUUUGAUACAUAAUGAUUUUUUUUGUAGGAAAUUAAACGCUCUACAAAAAAAGUCUCUUAUCAUUUUUUGAUAAAUCCCAUUGUUCAAAAGUUAUUUAAGCUUCAAGUCAAAUUUAUAAUAAAUUUUGAGAUUAUUAUACUUUUCUGGCGAAACUAUCAGUCUUAUCGAAAAAUAUCAUUGGAACUUGUUGCUGAUAAUUUUAUUUCUUACAAAUUAUAACGAAUAAAGUUUUUCGAAAUUCCGCAUUGUUCACAAGUUAUUUUCAUUUCAAUGUCAAGCUCUUAAAAUCAAUCAGAAAACUGCUUUUUUAAGAGCUUGACAUUAAAAUGAAAAUAACUUGUCAACAAUGCGGAAUUUCGAAAAACUUUAUUCGUAAUAAUUUGUAAGGAAUAAAAUUAUCUACAAAAAGUUCCAUUGACAUUUUUCGAUAAGACUAAUACAUUCGCCGGAAAAGUAAAAAAUCUCAAAAUUUAUUAUAAAUUUGACUUGAAGUUAAACAACUUUCAAACAAUGGGAUUUAUCAAAAAAUGAUAAGAGACUUUUUUUGUAGAGCGUUCAAUUUCGUACAAAAACAUUCAUGGUGCAUAAAAAUCCGUUGAUUAGUUUGUGAGCUAGAAAAUUCUAAAAAAAAAAAAAAAAUUUUUUUCCCGGGUUAUUUAAAUGGAAAAUAGAAAAAUGGAUUGAGGCAGACCUUAAUAUCAUUAAUAAGAGCCCUGAUUGCUACCAAAAUAUUUAUUUUUAUACUUUCAAUUUUUGGAUACCAUAAAAAAAAUCUAUUUCUUUUGAAACACCCUAAUGAUCAUAGUAAUUUUCUUAUCCGUUUUCUUGAUGAAAAACUCUGAUUAAAUCUGAUAGGAAUUCAAUGGGAUUUCUAUAAAAUUCAAUCAGAAACAUUCAACCUCAAUUACAUUUAAUAAAAAAAAAUAUUUAUUUUAAAUUUUUCAAUCAGAUUAAAUCGGAAAAUAAUAAUUUUUUUUAUCAACUUUGAAUCGGAUUCAGUAGAAAAUUUUCUAUUAAAUCCAAUUAGAAUUUUCCAUUUUUCUAUCGAAGUUUUUAAUCAGGAAAUAUAAUUUUUUAUACAAACUUACAUAAAAAAAAUAUUUUUUAUCUUAAUUUUUGAAAGUAUCAGUCUUCUCUUACAUUUUUUUUAUGAAAUUGCGCGGUUUUUGCGUGACAAUAAUUCAAAAAUUUAUCUUGAAAAUGUGGAGUUACGUAAAUUUCUACUGAGAAUAACGCGAUAUCUAAAAUUUAUUUCCUACAAUCGACUUAAGUCGUAAAAAUUUUAAUUUCUAAAGUCACUAAAAAACAGUUGGUUCAAUUCUUUAAUAAUUUAAUUUUUGCUUCCAUUUAGUAUCUAUAGAAUACAAACAAAAAAUAAACUUACGUAUACAUUAUUUAUACUAGUCAAAUAUCUGCUGCCCAUAUUUGUCAAAUGUACUAUUUUUUUUUUUUAUUAUUGAAAAUUUUGAAAUUAUGUUUUGAAUUUAAUUUUAUAGUGUAAUUAAAUGAUUUUUAUUAACACUUUGAAAUAUUAAAGGUAAUUGUAGUUCGAUUUUUAUAAUUAUAUUUUUUUUUUUUUAUGAAUCUUUAUCCAUCGCUAUAAGUGUCAAGAUAUCUGCGGAUAAAUGUAUCGAUAAUUAUUGAUGUAUAGUUUAAAUAAUUUAUGAGUUUAUAAAAGACUCGAUCAUCGACACAGAAGGAAAGUGCCUUCAAAAAAUCCGUUUAUGAGAGUGCUAUCAUUCCUACACUAUGCUCUCUUUUCACGUUGAAACAAUUAAUGAUUAUCGUAAAUCGUUAACAUUCAUGGAAUAUGUCCGUGGGUUAUACAUUUUGGUAUUCUAUAUAUCAAUAAAGAUUUGAUAAUCAUCACUAACAUUUGUAUCAUAUAAUAAAUGUGUGAUAAUUGCUGCCUAUAAUUGCAUUUUUUAUUGUCUGAUAUUUAGGUUUUAAAAUAAUUAAGAUAAAGUACCCGAUAUAGAUAAAAGCCCUUAUACCCCGUAUGAAAAAACAAUAUAAGGUUAAAAUAUAUACAAUCAUAUAUGUUUGCAAUAAAAAAAUAUAUGAUAUAUUAUAUUGUAUAUUAUGAAAAAACAUACAGCGAUUUUGGCCGAUUUAAUAUAAAAUUAUACACAGUAGUAAAUAUAUGUAUUCCAUAUAUGUAACUUAUAUGUUUUUUAUAUGAAGCUAUAUAUACAUUUACAUGUACCUUAUAAUAUAUUGUAUUGAUAUAUUUUCUUUUAUAUUCAAAAAAUAUAAAAUUUUUAUAUGAAAUGAAAUAUAUGGUAGCAUAUAAUUUAUAUUAUAUAUGGCACCAUAUAUUUUCUUUGUUAUAUUUUAGCAUAUGUCUUAUUCGGUGUAUGUAUAUGUAAAUGGGUACAUCAUAUAUUCGCAUCAAAUCAAUUAAUUUUGAAAAUUUUAUCUGCAAUUUAAAGAGUAUAUUAAAAUUUAGAUCUAAUUUAAUUGGAGUUGGUCAUACGAAUAAGAAAAUUUUUUUUUUCCAUACACAAUAUAUGUUUUUAUAUAUGAUCAAAGUAUAUAUUUCGUAUAUGAUAGAAGUAUAUAUUU
Molecule: messenger RNA, 5898 nt
Organism: Microplitis demolitor
Lineage: Eukaryota; Metazoa; Arthropoda; Insecta; Hymenoptera; Braconidae
Gene: Su(z)12
Product: polycomb protein suz12-B
Exons: 9
Coding region: 166-2739 (857 amino acids)
Cellular component (GO): ESC/E(Z) complex; nucleus
Molecular function (GO): chromatin DNA binding
Source: RefSeq, a predicted model, not a curated record